AAUUCCUACAAGUUUACAACAGGGCCCCAGAAGCACCAUGGCUGUUCUUGGCAUCACCAUUGCCUUGCUGGUAUGGGCGGCCACCCUCCUCAUCAUAUCCAUCUGGAAGCAGAUCUAUAGCAGCUGGAACCUGCCCCCAGGACCCUUCCCAGUUCCUAUCCUUGGAAACAUUUUCCAGCUGGAUUUGAAGGAUAUCCCCAAGUCUUUCACCAAGCUGUCAAAGCGCUACGGGCCAGUGUUCACGCUGCAUCUGGGCUCAAAGCGAAUCGUGGUCCUGCAUGGCUACAAGGCUGUCAAGGAGGUGCUAUUGAACCACAAGAUGGAGUUCGCCGGCCGAGGAGACAUUCCUGUGUUCCGAGAGUACAAGGACAAGGGGAUUAUUUUCAAUAAUGGACCCACUUGGAAGGACGUCCGGAGGUUUUCCUUAACCAUCCUUCGAGACUAUGGAAUGGGGAAACAGGGGAAUGAGGCCCGAAUCCAAAAGGAGGCACGCUUCCUGGUGGAGGAGCUCAAGAAGACCAAGGGACAGCCUUUUGACCCCACCUUUCUGAUUGGCUGUGCCCCCUGCAAUGUCAUUGCGGAUAUCCUCUUCCACAGACGUUUUGAUUACAAUGACAAGCAGUGUCUGAGGCUCAUGAGUAUGUUCAAUGAGAACUUCUACCUGCUAAGUACUCCCUGGAUCCAGCUUUACAAUAACUUUUCGGAAUAUCUACGAUACCUACCUGGAAGCCAUAGGAAAAUAAUUAAAAAUGUGGCUGAAAUAAGACAGUAUGCACUUGAGAAAGCCAAGGAAAAUCUGCAGUCCCUGGACUCCAACUGCCCCCGCGAUGUGACUGACUGUCUGCUCAUAGAGAUGCAGAAGGAAAAACACAGCCAAGAACCCACAUACACAAUGGAAAAUAUUUCUGUGACUUUGGCCGACAUGUUCUUUGCAGGAACAGAGACCACCAGCACAACUCUGCGAUAUGGGCUCCUGAUUCUCCUGAAAUAUCCCGAGGUUGAAGAGAAACUUCAUGAAGAAAUUGACAGGGUUCUCGGGCCAACCCGUGCCCCUGCUUUCGGAGACAGAAUGGAGAUGCCCUACAUGGAUGCCGUGGUGCAUGAGAUUCAGAGAUUCAUCAGUCUUGUCCCUUCCAACUUGCCCCAUGAAGCCACCCAAGAUUCUGUGUUCCAAGGAUAUGUCAUCCCCAAGGGUACAGUUGUGAUUCCAACUCUGGACUCCCUUUUAUAUGACAGCCAAGAGUUUCCAGAUCCAGAGAAGUUUAAACCUGAGCAUUUUCUGGAUGAAAAUGGAAAGUUCAAGUACAGUGACUAUUUCAAGCCAUUUUCUGCAGGAAAGCGUGUGUGUGUUGGAGAAGGCCUGGCCCGCAUGGAGUUGUUUCUGCUCUUGUCUGUUAUUCUGCAGCAUUUUAAUCUGAAGUCUCUGGUUGACCCUAAGGAUAUAGACCUCAGUCCUGUCACAGUUGGCUUUGGCAGCAUCCCACCCCAAUAUAAACUCUGUGUUAUUCCCCGCUCAUGAGACCUGGAAACUGCCUGAGAUGGCUACGCACUAUCAUCCCUUGUGUUGUUUUUUUAAUCCAAGUAUAUAGAGUUAUCAUAAAAUGGAACAGAAAGGAAUAAAUAAAAUCUUGAUGAAUUAUA
Molecule: messenger RNA, 1641 nt
Organism: Psammomys obesus (fat sand rat)
Lineage: Eukaryota; Metazoa; Chordata; Mammalia; Rodentia; Muridae
Product: cytochrome P450 2E1
Exons: 9
Coding region: 38-1519 (493 amino acids)
Biological process (GO): xenobiotic metabolic process
Cellular component (GO): intracellular membrane-bounded organelle; cytoplasm
Molecular function (GO): heme binding; oxidoreductase activity, acting on paired donors, with incorporation or reduction of molecular oxygen, reduced flavin or flavoprotein as one donor, and incorporation of one atom of oxygen; iron ion binding
Source: RefSeq, a predicted model, not a curated record